AAUAAUAAAUACAAGUGUAUAACAAGAGCGACAACAGACUACUUAGUGAUUUAUCCACGCGGGUGCUUGCUAGCGAAUUUAAAACCCAAACAUUGAAGAUCUUUAGACCAGUCUUGUGUAUAUUGAUCUUUGUGUUUUGAACAUAAUUCUGUUUACAAGUUCAUUUAAACGUAAUUUGCUUGUUUAAUUAGCAAAUGUGUUAAAUUGAUACUGCACUAGGCUAAUGGCCCAGAGCAUGAGAUCAGUAAGCUAGACGGAUAAAGAAGCUCUGAUGAAAGGAGAGGAAGAAGCUUUCAGAAUGAAAAAGGAGGAAGAGGAGGCUAUCACAUUGAAAGAGGAGAAUGGGUUGAAAGAAGAGGAAGAACCUUUUGGAGUGAAAGAGGAAAAGGAGGCUAUCUCAGUAAAAGACGAGGAGGAAGACGUUUUGGGAGUGAAAAAGGAGGAGGAGUCAGAAUAUCCGAUUAACACCAGAGAGAGACACGACUAUUGUGGAUCCUCUGGGGAGCCUCAACAACAUCCUGAUGCUGAUGAGGCAGAGAAGAGUCUCUCCAGAUCAGAACACCAGAUGGACAACGCUAGCCCUUCCUCCCUCCCGGAGUCUCCGUGUCGUGCCUCUCCCGGUAGCGCCUUACUGCUGGGUAUGAAGAGGUUGUCUGUGCUGCUGGUGGACUGCAGGAAAACAACGGGGCUGAGUGGAACUGUGAGAGGAGGAGAAGAGAAGAAAGGAUCAGAUUUAACUCAUCAAAGAGAAAGACCAGACUCAGAGGAACCAGAGCCAGGUACGUCCAAACCAACAAGAAGACACCAGUGUUCCCACUGUGGAAAGGGUUGUAACCACUUAUGGGAGCUGAAACGACAUGAGAGAAUACACACAGGGGAGAAGCCUUUCCACUGCUCCCAGUGUGGAAAGAGUUUUAUCCAGAAAAGCUACCUAAAACGACAUGAGAGAAUACACACAGGGGAGAAGCCUUACCACUGCUCCCAGUGUGGAAGGAGUUUUAGCCAGAAAGGAUACCUGAACCAACACGAGAGAAUACACACAGGGGAGAAGCCUUACCACUGCUCCCAGUGUGGAAAGAGUUUUAACCUGUUAGGGUACCUUAAACGACACGAGAGAUUACACACAGGGGAGAAGCCUUACCACUGUUCCCAGUGUGGAAAGGGUUGUAACCUCUUAUGGGAGCUGAAACAACAUGAGAGAAUACACACAGGGGAGAAGCCUUACCAUUGCUCCCAGUGCGGCAAGCGUUUUAACCUCUUAUGGGAGCUGAAACAACACGAGAGAAUACACACAGGGGAGAAGCCUUACCACUGCUCCCAGUGCGGCAAGAGUUUUAACCAGAAAGGACACAUGAACCAGCAUGAGAAAAUACACACGGGGGAGAAGCCUUACCACUGCACCCUGUGUGGAAAGAGUUUUAACCAGAAAAGCUACCUGAAAAAACAUGAGAGAAUACACACAGGGGAGAAGCCUUACCACUGCUCCCAGUGUGGAAAGCGAUUUACAAUGUUUGGGACUCUGAAAAUACAUGAGAGAAUACACACAGGGGAGAAGCCGUACCACUGUUACCUGUGUGGAAAGAGUUUUUCCCACUUAUGUCACCUGAAAAGUCAUGAAAAAAUGCACAAGGGGUGAAGCCUCAUCACUGCUCCCAAUAUGGAAAGGGUUUUAACCUGUUAGGGGACCUGAAACAACAUGAGAGAAUACACACAGGGGAGAUGCCUUACAUGCUCCCAGUGUGCAAAGCGUUUGCCCAGGCUUACAAAAGCUCAGACUGUGGGAAAACAUAUUAUUCAUCACAGUCACUUAAACGUCAUGAGAGAAUCCACACAGGAGAGGGAAUAAUUACUUAUCCUAGUUAAAAUAAUUACUUAUCCACAUUGACUUAAAAUUCAUCAGAGAACAUACACAGUGCUCCCGUUGUCUUAUAUUGUUGACCGAUAAUGUGUUUACCUGUUUAUACCAUAUGAAAUUGAAUUGUACCAAGUAUACUCAAACAUAUAUUUGUAUGUUUUUAUUAGAAAACGUGUUGAAUAUGCAGUAUGUCAGUUUGAAUAUAGAGUAGAUCAGAUUCCAUGUGUUUAAAUGGUCCUUUUUUUUAACUCUGACUAUGUGUGUGUUUAUCUGUCUGUCAUUCCUCCAGCACUACAGAUAAUCAAGUGAUACUUGGAUGUGAUCCAUUUGUUCCAUUGUUUACAUUUGCGUUGUUGGCCCACUGAUGAUUUAAUUAAAUAAAAAUGUUCACAGACUCUGUAAUGGAAAAUGUUAAUUGUAUGUGUCCACAUAACUGAGUAUGUUACUAACCUUGUGAAACUGUCCUAUUAUAAUCUCCUGUUCUUGGGAGUAUCAUCCUGUGUUGCAAACCAGCUGCACCUGCGUCAUUGUAUGAAUGAAGUCCCUCCCAGGAACAGGAAACUAUAAAGAUAUGUGCUCGUCACCCAAUGCUCCGGAAUUCAGACUGUCUCCAUUUCGCUGUGUAACUAAUGUAUAAGAGAUCAUACAAAGAUUCUGCUGGUACUCUUAUGUGGAUGAUGCUAUGAAUAUUUGUUGGUCUGAUUUGGUUAAUGAGGAGCAUCCAGACGCUGCACUUGAUGAAUUUAUGAAAUUGCUUCUAACAAUUAUUGAUAAACAUGUAGCUGUUAAGAAACUGACUGUUAGAACUGUUAAGGCUCCAUGGAUUGAUGAGGAAUUGAAAAACUGUAUGGUUGAAAAAGAUGGGGCAAAAGGAGUGGCUAAUAAGUCUGGCUGCACAUCUGGCUGGCUUACGUACUGCAAAUUGAGAAAUGAUGUGACCAAACUCAACAAAAAUAAUAAACUUUAUUAUGAAUCCAA
Messenger RNA from Salmo salar (Atlantic salmon), 2833 nucleotides. RefSeq lists its product as uncharacterized. Gene Ontology annotation, molecular function: DNA-binding transcription factor activity, RNA polymerase II-specific. The record is from RefSeq and is a predicted model, not a curated record. NCBI's taxonomy places the organism in Eukaryota, Metazoa, Chordata, Actinopteri, Salmoniformes, Salmonidae. Gene Ontology annotation, biological process: regulation of transcription by RNA polymerase II. Gene Ontology annotation, cellular component: nucleus.